Messenger RNA from Drosophila virilis, 662 nucleotides. RefSeq names its product sperm-specific protein Don juan. NCBI's taxonomy places the organism in Eukaryota, Metazoa, Arthropoda, Insecta, Diptera, Drosophilidae. The record is from RefSeq and is a predicted model, not a curated record.
AGACAUAAAAUUGAAAUUCCAAAAAAAAUUAAAAACCAAAAAAAAUUAAUAAUGAAUCGUUUGAUAAAUAUUUUGGUUUUAAAAUUGACCGACAACUUGAUAGGCAAUAGUCGAACUUUGAGUGUAUCCGGUAAGAAAUAUUACGCCGAUAAGAAGGAUCCCUGCAAAAAGGAUGAUCCCUGCAAAAAGGAAGAUCCCUGCAAGAAGGAAGAUCCCUGCAAGAAGAAGGAUCCCUGCAAAAAGGAUGAUAAAGGCUCUGAUAAAGGCGGAAAAGGUUCUAAGGACCAAGGCGGUAAAAAGGGCGGUUGCGAUAAAGGAAAUGUAUCGACCGGUCCACGUUGUAAAGAUGGUAAGGGUAAAAAGUAGACUCCCAUCACGUGGGACAACAAGCAAGACGCGCUCUCCUCCAUUCCAAAUGUUGGGUAUUUUUGGACACUGACCUGGCCUGGCGCCUUUGCAAAUGUGCAAACGGAAGAGCAGUCCACAUAAUGGAUCACAAAUUACCCAAAACCCAAACGCAACAUGAAUCAGUUGUAGUUUAUAGCUGGCCGAGCACACUGAGAUCAUAAAACCCAACGCUCGAGACAUUAUAAAGCCAUAAAGCAACAAGUAAAAUCGGCGCAAAACAAAAAAAAAAAAAAAAUAGAAAGAAAUCCCAUAAA